AAAUUCUUCACGGAGAGUGGUGAGGCGCUGGAACACCCGCCCUGAGAGGCUGUGGGUGCUCCAUCCCAUUGAGAUGUUCAAUAACCAGGUCGGAUGGAGCCCUAGGCAGCCUGGACGAGUGUCAGAUGUAGAGAUUGGUGGCCCUGACUGUGGCAGAGGGUUAGAACUUGAUGAUCCUUGGGGUCGCUUCCAACCCAAGGCACGGUUAGGUUGGAUCAGAGCAACGACCAACUCACACAGCCUCACUACCACGCACCCGCCCUCCGCCUGUGGCGCCUCCACCCCGCACGGGGCGGAGCGGAACGUACCAAAUGCCGCCCCCCCCCCUUCCACUUCUCCGUCCCCCCUCUCAUCGGGCGCUGUGGUUGCGGCGGGGCGGGCCGUGCCGGCGCUCAGGAUGGACGCAGUGCUUCUUGCCGUUGUGGCCGUGUUCCUCGCCGUCCUUCUUUUCUUCGCCACCCGUUUCAGCCGCUCGGCUCCGGCAGCUGAUGAGGAGCAGCAGCAGCAGCAAGAUGUGGCUGCAGCAGUCAGACCUCAGCCCUAUGUUGAAGAGCGGGGCGAUGGGAUGCCGAGGCGCCGGAGGAACCUGGGAAACAGGAUGAUGGCCCAGAGGAGAGCACAACAGGCAGAGGAAUGGGUGGAAGAGGAAGAUGAUGCUGAGGAGGUGCCAGAACCUCAGGUGACGGGGAAAAUUGGAGCAAAAAAGCAGAGGAAAUUAGAAGAGAAACAAGCCAGAAAAGCUCAGAGAGAGGCUGAGGAAGCAGAGCGAGAAGAACGGAGAAAACUUGAGUCAAAGAGAGAGGAGGAAAGGAGGAAAGAAGAGGAGAGAAUCCGCCUUGAGGAAGAACGAGAGGUGGGAUUGGUUGCAUUUACAGAUGGAAAUUUUGAACCAAGUUUAUCUUGGUGCUUUUCUGCAAGUUCUGUGAUAGCAAAACUCUUUGGUAUUCAAUGCUAUUACAUACAUCUUUUGUUUGUUUUGUUGCUCCAUUUUUAUAUGAAUUACAGUGAUACUUGGUGAUUUCAACUGCAGGGC
Molecule: messenger RNA, 1033 nt
Organism: Meleagris gallopavo (turkey)
Lineage: Eukaryota; Metazoa; Chordata; Aves; Galliformes; Phasianidae
Source: RefSeq, a predicted model, not a curated record